AUGACUACCCGGACGGUCGCUCUGGCGCUUCACGAUCCCCCACUCACGCAGUCAAAGAAACCAAGACUUGGUGGAUCAGAUAGCAGCAAGAAGGCCCCGGGUUUUACCUCUAAUAAUGCUAAACUCGGGAACGUCCCCACACAGCUGGAUGACGACGAGAUAGUUGAGAUAUCAGCGCCAAAUAAACCCAAGGAUCGUUUCCACAAAGGAAUAAUCCCAGUCGUUCCUCAGUGGCCCGUACAACUGGAUGAUGACGAGAUAGUCCGAGUUGUCCCUGCCCUUAAGACAAAGAGGUUUCUCGCAAUCAAGGACGGUUACAUUGGUAGUUUUCGGCUCAGUCCGCCGUACCAUCUGGCCUGGGAGGAGAGAAAUUUAACCCUCCAUUCCACUGAACGACCUUGUCCAACGGCCAAGCACACUGACAGGAUUUUUGUGGCUGCUGAGAUAGCCAAGUUCAAGUACACCGAGUUCGAUGAUACUUCCGAUAUGAUCUUCGUCCUGAAGCGAUACCCAAUGCAGCAUGCUAAGGGCGGCCCGCGCUUCAUGUUGCGACCAGAGGUAUCCCGAGACAAGGGUAUAAUCGUCGUCAAUCUGGGCAGACCUCCGCGGACCCAGUAUGAAGAGUUCAUCGCGUGGAUGAAACCGUUGGUCAAGAGGAGAAGCGUUAUACAGCAAGUCUUUGUAUGUCUCGAAAAAUUUCAACUGCUAAAUCGCGUCAGCGAUUCCGCCGUCAACGUUAUCCGGAACAUGGUAGAAAUGCGCGGUACUGGGAAGACAAAGGGCAGGUCCACCGCAACACGGAAAGAGGAGGAAGAAUCUGACGACGAGCUGGGGAAAUGGAACAAUCAUAUUGCGACGGACAAGAGCUUGAAACCUCCAGUUCAAGAACAAAAUUCGAGGCAACACUCUUCUUUCAUGGAGUUCGAUGCUAAGUUAUGCGUUCCGAAUAGUGCAGACCCGGAUGCAGUGCUAAAUGCAGACUCGAAGAUAGAGUUGGAUUCCGCCGCUCAAUCAGCGCCUGAUUCCAAUUCAGACGAAGUUAUUCUGGUUUAUCCUACUGGUCAGAUUGGAGCCGUCAACAUUACGAAGGGCGACAUGAUUCGCCUUCGACCCAACGCGUUUCUCAAUGACACCCUCAUCGAGUUUGGCUAUGGCUGCACCGGCUUGUACAAAGAUAACACGGAAUUAGCGAAGCAAAUUCACGUUUUUAGCUCGUUUUUCUACCAUAAAUUAAACCAGCAAAGCUACGCUAGUGUCGCCAAAUGGACUUCCAAGUUCGACCUCUUCGAAAAGAAAUAUAUUAUCGUUCCCAUAAAUGAAAAUCUUCACUGGUAUCUAGCCAUCAUCUGCUACCCAGAGCACGUCUUAAAGCCAGAACUGCCACCGCCGCCGUCCACCAAAGUAUCACCUUCGACCCCUAGCAAUACCAAUACCAGAUCCAAUCUAAACUUGCCAUCGGACGAACCAAUGGAGGUGGAAGUGAUUUCUCCUGCGUUGAUGGAAAGGGUCCCAUUCGACACUUCAAACGAACCACAAGUCCAACCUCGCGCCUACAUCUUCACUUUAGACUCGCUAGGGUUAGAGCAUCCAAGAGCGGGAGUGCUCUUAGACAAUUAUCUGCGGCAAGAGGCGUCGGAGAAGAAGAAUAUGCACAAAGACCGGUUAAAUAAGGCGACAUACAAACCUGCACUGGUUCCACACCAGCCCAACUUUUGCGAUUGUGGUCUCUAUCUUCUUCAUCUCGUCGAGACUUUCUUUUCUGACCCCCACAAAUAUGCCAACAUCGUGCUUAGUAGGAAAAAUCCCUAUGCUGCGGCAGAUCGGGCGCGCCGAUUGGCAAGCGGAAGGAACCGAGGGGAUGCGUGA
Mycena indigotica is the source of this 1866-nucleotide messenger RNA. Its product is annotated as ULP-PROTEASE domain-containing protein. Gene Ontology annotation, molecular function: SUMO-specific endopeptidase activity. Gene Ontology annotation, cellular component: nucleus; cytoplasm. NCBI's taxonomy places the organism in Eukaryota, Fungi, Basidiomycota, Agaricomycetes, Agaricales, Mycenaceae. Bases 1 to 1866 code for a protein of 621 amino acids. Gene Ontology annotation, biological process: protein desumoylation. The transcript is spliced from 13 exons. The record is from RefSeq and is a predicted model, not a curated record.